GGCUUGCCUGACUUGUUAUGACGUAUGACGUUCUGUUUCUGUUGAAUGUCCAUUUUACAAAUUCGCCAAUUCGCAUUCAUUGCGCACGCGAUUUUGAACCGACACGGUUGUUUGCAAGCAAAACAUUAUUUACUUUUUAAACAUGCCUUCGUGCCAUUGCCAAGUGUAAAUUUACUAUUAUUUGAGUGUAAAGUAUUGUUGUGAUCAAAUAUCCAAAAUGAGUGCCAAAAAAGAAACAAAAGUUUUUGAAGACAAAAACACUGAUUCAGGCUAUCUGUCUGGAGUAAUUAGUAGUGAACAGCUGUCGGGAGAAAUAGAUGUCGGGGCCGUUUGUGAUAGUGAAAAUGUGUGUCAGUUUUCGGAGGAACAAAUAGACAGUGGUUUAGACUUAUCAGAAUGUCUUUCUAAUGUUAAGAUUAGUGAUACGGACACGCAGGUGCCGAGGAUUAAAGUGGAACCUACAAGAAGCCUGGACUACCCACCUUACCAAAUACUUUUCCAGCAGGACGACGAUGGGGACACGCAACUGCACAUUGCAUCAGUCCACGGCUGCGAGAAAUCAGUUGGUACUCUCAUCAGAGUCUGUCCAGAGAAAUCCUGGCUUGAUGUGGCCAAUGAUUAUGGACACACAGCAUUACAUUUAGCAGUUAUGAGUGGGAAUGCAGUAGUAACGAGGAUGUUGGUGAUUGCGGGGGCAUCGCUGGCACUCAGAGACUUCAAUGGAGAGACACCACUGCACCAUGCCGUGGCUGCUAACAACAAAGACUGCAUCCAAGCCUUGCUGGCGCCCGUGCAGGACCAGCCACAUCAUAAGUUGUCCACUGUCCUCAAUCAGAAAAACUAUAAUGGGCAGAUGUGCGUGCACGUAGCAGCCGCUGCGGGACACGUGGAGACGCUCAACACGCUCGCAUACUACGGCGCAGACCUCAACGCUGCGGAGGGUCUGGCGGGAUGGACGGCAUUGCACAUCGCGGCGCGGCGCGGGGACGCGCGUCUGUGCAGCGCGCUGUUGCAGCGCGGCGCCUCGGCCCGUGCGCGCAGCAUGGCCGGCCGCACGCCGCGCUCCAUGGCCGCCCGCACCGCCGCGCGACACGCCUUCUCCGCGCUCUCCGAAGACACCGACACCGACACCGACUCGGAGGAUGACGAAGACGAUAUGUUUGACAGCGACACGGAGAGUCUAUUUGAAAAGUUGAAGGAAAGCGCGAACUUCAUCAACGUCGCAUAAGCCCUCUCCCCGCCACCCCCACCGCCCCGCGCCUCACUACAGAUAUACACAUAUAUAUCAUUGUAUUAUUUAUAUAUAUAUAGUUAGUCUACCACUACAUACGUUAGCAAAUUUAUGUAAAUAUCUAAAAAUGUGCUCCUUGUAGCCAUCGAUUGUUUAAAAGUUAGUGAAACUAACUUUGACCUGUUAUGAUAAGUUAGGCUUGUGUCGCAGUCGCAGUCGCAGUAUCGCGUAGUGUCAUCAUGUAGUCGGAGGCGAGUGGGAGCUCGCUGUCAACUCCGCCGCAGAAAGGUUACGUGAUAACGCGGGGUCACCAGAUAACAGCUGGCAAAUAUACGACGCAUUAACUUUGCUUAUAAAUCAAGUUAUUUUCGUUGUUUAAAUUAUAUAUCUCUUUAUAUAUCAUUAUUCAUAACUGUUUUAUAUGAUAAAUAUAUAACAAGAACUAAUUCAGUGUAUUUACGCGCGAAUGUCGGCCUGUCGUGACAGCUGACAGCGCCCGCCGCCAUUCACGUCAGCUGUCAGCUGUCACUGAUAACAUUGUCGAUGGUUUGCUGGACGAAGCCGCGGGGAAAUGGGCCACGUUAUCAUCUAAACUAAUGCCCUUUAUCAACAGUUAAAUAUAUUUAUAAAAUAAAACAUAUGUAUAUUAUAUUAUUACUCAUUUAUGUUAGGUUUUUUAUUACCCGUGUGGUGAAAUGUGACACUUGAGCUGUGCAGUGAGAGACUGUCGUGUUUAUCCCGGUGAAAUAACAUUUUCAUCGUUGGUAUAAACUUUGUCAGACAAAUGGCGGCUUUGCCCUAACUUUGUAAGGAAAGCGGCGGCUAAGGCCCCAUGUUGUCGAACUGUUUCUAUUCUCUUAUGGAGUCGUAGAAGUGAGUUACUCAUUUUGUUAUGUAAUCUGUGCGAUUUCACUCACCAGUACCGCCGAAAAGAAAUGUCUUAGUCGUGUGCCGGCACAGCGCACACCUUAGUAUCUAGUACUUCUGUUAAAUUCUAUAGUUUUGUAUUUUGUAAAACUGCCUCUAACUAGUUGGAUAAUUUUAUGAAAAACAAAAUUUGUAAAUAAAUCAAAUUAUUUGGAAUUUGUUAAAUAUUAUAAGAAAUAAAAAGUGUAUUAUUGUGCAGUUUUAGUCGAAUUUAUUUAUAUGUAUCGCCUGCCUACAUCGCUAAGGAAAUAUGUAUCUUUUAUUUUAUGUAAUAUGGUUUUUUGACAUACAAUAUAAAUAGAUAUUUUUA
Papilio xuthus (Asian swallowtail) is the source of this 2468-nucleotide messenger RNA. RefSeq names its product NF-kappa-B inhibitor cactus (gene cact). Gene Ontology annotation, molecular function: NF-kappaB binding. Gene Ontology annotation, cellular component: cytosol. The transcript has 5 exons. Bases 218 to 1228 code for a protein of 336 amino acids. Gene Ontology annotation, biological process: cellular response to tumor necrosis factor. The record is from RefSeq and is a predicted model, not a curated record. Lineage: Eukaryota; Metazoa; Arthropoda; Insecta; Lepidoptera; Papilionidae.